This is a messenger RNA of Uloborus diversus, 4447 nucleotides long. RefSeq names its product ribosome-binding protein 1-like. The transcript has 20 exons. Bases 222 to 3218 code for a protein of 998 amino acids. NCBI's taxonomy places the organism in Eukaryota, Metazoa, Arthropoda, Arachnida, Araneae, Uloboridae. Gene Ontology annotation, cellular component: endoplasmic reticulum membrane. The record is from RefSeq and is a predicted model, not a curated record.
UUAUGAGACCGACAGCAAUAUCAUCGUCUCACAAGUGUUAGUAGUCUGUGCCUUGCGGUGCUGUGCCAGCGGAAUGUUACAAAUGCAAAUUACAGAUUAAUUAUCUUUUUAAAUGUUUCUAGGAAAACUGUAGGACUUUAAACCGGUACCUAUUUAAUCGGACCUGCAAAACAGAAAAAUAGUUCUUUUGGGACAGUUAGGAUUCUUCUAAAGGAAUAAUCAUGUCUUUAGAAUUAUUAAGCAUAGCUUCCUCUCCAGUAGCUAUAGGAAGUAUAGCAUGUACUUUAUUAGUGUUGAUAUCAUAUUUAAUAUACAGAUACAGUAUUGCGGAGAAAUCUUUUGAGGAGGCUAUGGAGGAGCAGAAACGACGUACCAUUGAAGAGGAGUUGUCUCAAAAAUCUAAAAAAGUCAAAAAAGAGGAUAAGAAAUUCAAGAGAAGUUGGGCCAAAAAGAGCAAAGAUAAAACAGAGCAAGAAACUCAACCUGUUGUUCCCGAAAUAGUUCUUUCAGAAGAGAAUAAAGAAGUAAUUCCAGAAAUCGAAAUCAUUGAGCCCAAAGAAGUUAAACCUACGAAACAGAAAAAUAAGGCUAAAAAUACUACAGCUAGUCAAUCUCCAGAAAUUUCUGAGAAGUCUAAAAAAACUGCUACUGUUACUGAGAAAUCUGCUCAAGAAGGGAAAAAGGAAGUGAAGAUUUCUGAUGCUGUUGAGAAGGUUAAGCCGGUUGAAAAGCCCAAGCCUGUGGAGAAAGUAGUAACUGCAGCAAAAGUGCCAGAGAAAUCGAAAGUUGUUGUGGAAAAUGUUGUGAAAGAAGUUCCAGUUGUGGCUAGCCAAGUUCCUGCUUCUGCUGGCACAUCAAGCAAGAAAAAGAAGAAGGAGUCUGUUGAAAAAGUAGAUGCACAACAGAUGACUGCUACUAAACUCUUCACUCUGAUAAAAGAAUUUGCUUUGGACACAGAUGAAAUUCAAAAUUUGAUUGACAUCUUGCUCAACAAACAGCGAGACUCAACUGGUUGGUCAAAAGGGAAAACUGAUCCACUUGCCACAACCAAAAGAACAUUAGAAGAGAAAUCGCACUUACUGGAUCAAGAGCAAAAAACCAACCAAGCAGUCACAUCCAAAUUGAAGGAGUUAAGAGAGGAGUACAAUUUGCUCAAAACCAAGGAGAAAGCAAGUCUUGAGAAAAUCACUCGUCAACAACAGGAUUUCCAAGCGAUAAAUUUGCGUGUGAAGCAAUUGCAGGAUCAAUUAAGUGCAGAAAAAGAAAAGAACAGUUUGCUUGAGAAAGAAAAGGUUGAUAAAAAAGUUGAUGAUGAAAAAGUAAAACUGAAGGAAAAACUAUCUAAACUUGAAACUGACUACCGUAAUGCCCCUUCAAAAACCGAGUAUGAAAGUUUGAAGAAAUCUAAAGAAGAUUUACAACAAGUCAACAUGUUGCUGGUAGAACAGCACACUCAGCUUGUUAACCAACAUAAGAUAGAAGUGAAAAACUUGAAAGCACAAAUAGAAGAGGCUAAGAAACAGGCUGAGGAAAGCAAUAAAAAAAAUCCUGCUGCUUUAAAAGAAAAUCAAGCAAUGGUUGAAACUCAAAAAGCUCUUGAGGAAAAAUUAAAAGUUGAACAGAAACGUGUUACUGAAUUGGAUGCUCAAGUCAAGCAAUUGACAGCGAAGCUAACUGACUUCAACAAAAUUCAAGCAGAGCUAAAAGAGUUGAGACUUGAGAAUGAACGACUUGCGGAACAACUUGUAUCGACCAAAGAAAGAGUAGCUGGUGAUGGGCAAGAAAUAAUCCACCAAAAUGGAGAGCUGAAUGGAAAGAUACAAGAUGAGGAAGCUAUGAAGUCUUUGGCUGAGAAAGAUAAAAUAAUUAAGGAAAAAGAAAGUUUACUGGCGCAAGUCAAUGAUGAUUUAUGCAAACAAAAAGCAAGGAAUGAUGCUCUAAGCGAAGAAAUUGAAGCACAAAAGCAGAAAAACAAUGAACUACGGGAGAAGAACUGGAAAGUAGUGGAUGCAUUAACCAAUGCAGAAAAGAAUGCUGAUCAAAAAAUUAAAGAGAUUCAGACUGCAGCAGAGCAGAAAAUAUUAACUAUUGAAAAGCAAUGUGAAGAAAAACUCCAAAAAAACAGUUCUAGUUCCGAUUCUUCAGUUGAAUUAUCUGACAGACUUCAAAAAGUUGAAAAUGAAGCAGCACAAAGGCUGUUAGAUUAUAAAACUGAAUGUGAAAAAAAUAAACAGUUAAAUUCUGAGCUUAUUAUGGUAAAUUCCAAACUUAAAUCUGCAGAUUCAAAGCUAACAGACUUGGAAAAGACCGUAAAAAAUCUCAGUUCAGAAUUGCAGCAAAGUCAAUUGCACACAAGACAGUGCUUGCUUAGGAUAUGUCCUAAUGUAUCCAUUGACAGUUCUGUGCCACAUGAAAGAUGGCUUUCUGAAUUUGAAAAGCAAGCAUCUAGUUUUAUGCAAGCUACCUCAGAAAGAAAUAAUCAACAAAGCAAUGUAGAACAGCUUCUAGAAGAGAAGGAGAAAGAACUUCUAGAACAGCAAAGGCAUUAUGAAAAAGUUCUUGCUGACACAGAAUCAACUCUUCAAAGUUUGCAAGGAAGUGCCGAGUCCCAAGAAGCCUUGUGGAAUGAAAAGUUGCAUCAAAAGCAGUUAGAGUUAGAUAAGGUUUUAUCUGAGAAAAAUGCUUUGAUUGCAGAAAAAGAGGCCAUGCAGUCUACAUUCCAGCAAAUUAACCAAUUAGAAGAGCUUCAAGAGAAAUUAAAACUCCUACAAAGUACUCUUGAAAGUGCUGAAAAUGAUAGGUCACAGUUUGAACAGAAAUGUGAUGAAGUACAAAAAAAUUGUUUAAAUCUUUCUGAUCAACUAGAAAAUAAAGAAAAAAUAAUUUUAGAACUACAAAAGGAGAAAAGUAGGCACGAACAUUUAAUACAGGAAGUAGAAGAUUUGAAAACUAAAUUAGAAGAUGAAAAGAAAACAAGCAAAAACUUUUCGUCUCAAAUGAUUAAACUGAAUUCUUUAGUCAAAAUAGGUCAAGAUGCUUUAACCGCAGAGCAAGAAAUGGUAAAAAAAUUAAAAAGCCAGCUAGAAGCAUCUCAAGUGUCGACAGCAAAUGGCAAUUCCAGUACUAUUCAAAGCUCAAUUGCAAAUAGCGAGUCUCAACCAAAGACCAAGAGUUCCGACAAAUCGAAAAAGAAAUCGGAUGCUUCGGUUAAAAAGUAAGAUGAUUUGAAGAAGAGAACUAUUUCCAGACAUGCAUUUUGAAACACUGAUGUUUGUUAAUAUUAUAGACUUUACAAAGUUGUUCAUGUUAAAAACAAUUUUCUAAACCUCAAUGUUAUUACUGAAGAGAUUUAAUAUUCUUGUAUCUUGCAACAGUGCCUGAACUACCUUUUUUUUUAUUUCAUUAUUAUUUUUUUUUUUAUUUUAGUCAGACAUUUGUGGCAGCCCCAGUGUUUUAUUAACUAGAUGAUUGACAUCAUUUCAGAUAAUGAAAUGAAAUUUGUUUUACAUCAAGUAACUAAGAGACUUGAUUAAAACUGACAUAUCUCCUCCAUUAUUCGUUUUAAAAUCUAAUUUUAAUAAACAAUUUUUGAGAGAAAGUACACAGCACUUAUACUGUGGAAUAUUUGUGUCAAAUGUGCAGGAUGUUGCUUCUAUAUUUUGUACUAGUUAUUUUAUAUAAAUUAUAAUUUAUAUUAUUUAACAACAUGUGUUAAGAGUUUAUGUGUUAUGUGAUUAUGAAAUUAUUUUAGAGUUAUAAUAUAUAAAUAUUAGAUUAUAUUAAUUUUCAAUGAGAGAAUUUGAAGUACAAAAUAAAAGUUAUUUAAUACAAAUAUAUUUGUGCAUUAGAUAUUUUUAUUUAAAAUAUGAAAUCGACUUUAAAAAAGGAAAACUUUGAUUUUUCUCACCUUUGACCUUUAAAAGAUUAUGUGAAAAUAUUUUAAAUUUUUGCUUUAUUUUUACUAUUUUAUAAAAGAUCAGCAGCUAUUUUAAUUUGCUCAUGUUAUUCCUUUAAAUGCUUUUUAAUAUUUCUACAAUACUUGUGCUGUAUAAAUGUCUCAUUUUUUCUUUAAAUUCUUGAACCCAAUUUUUAGGAAAUUUCAAAUUGUGGUCAUUUAACAAAUUUUAAAAUGAAAAAUUUCCCCCCGGAAAACAAUAACAUUUACUACCUUUUUUGUUGUAUAUUAUCUUCUGAACAUUUUGCAUCUGAUAGUGUUUACAAAAGGGAAAAUACAUGGGACCAAUGUUUAUAUAUACUUUUAAUAUAAAAAUCUGUUUUGUACUGUACAACUAUGUACUUAAGUCUUUUGUAGUACUUUGUUGUGAAUAUGAAUUGUAAUUUGCUGCGUAAUUAUAAAAAACUCAAGGUUGCAACGCUGGCAGUGUAACCUCAUUUUCCUUGAAACAUGCUUGCUUUGUUGUUAUGGAAUAAAGUUUAUUAUUCAUAA